Molecule: messenger RNA, 1299 nt
Organism: Drosophila mauritiana
Lineage: Eukaryota; Metazoa; Arthropoda; Insecta; Diptera; Drosophilidae
Exons: 2
Coding region: 85-1287 (400 amino acids)
Source: RefSeq, a predicted model, not a curated record
UUCAACGGAUUCCGGAAUUAUCAAAAUUGUGGCCAAUCAAAGUAUCGUUUUUCUUUUGAGUUUUAUAGACAAAAUUGUAUUCGAAUGCUAAAUUCUCAGAUCGAAUUUGAUAAUAUUUACCAAAAUUUGUGUAAUCCUUUGGCAAUGGCGAACAAUUAUACCGCGAGAAAAGCGAUGCAGGUAUCGGAGGAGAUGGCACCAGCUGUGCACAUUCCCAUAAUGGUGGGCAAUGAGAUCUUUGUUCUCACCCAGCAGGACAUUCGUCGUGUGGAAGACACACGGCUGAUUAGCUACAGUCGUCUAGGACCCAACGGGCAGUUUAUUCCCUUGGACACUUCUUCACCAGGUGCAGUUUAUGUCCCCCCGCCAAACCCCACGCAUUUCUGCACUUUGGAUGAUCUUCUCCGCAAUGUUUCUGACAAAAGGGUCCGUAUGCAAAUGGACAUCGAUGAGGAUGUGAAGCACCCUGCAAAGUCGAACAAUGAUACAUGUCUUUUUUUACGGGAAACCUCGAACCCGCUGAAGACAGUUGCAAGUGUAUCUACUCAAUUGGAAUGGUCAAAGAAAAAGUCAGACUCUAAACACCGUUUGCGACUUUGCUACGAUGCAGGCACCUCGACAUCCGGGUUAAUGACAAACACUGGAUGCCAGCACUGCCCCAAGUGCGAGACGCAACACUCGAGCUGUCAAACUCAAAUGUGUGCCAAAACGCAUACAAUUUUGGAGCGCGAGAUACCCCGGAAUGCGAGUUGCCAAACGAAGGACACCGGCACCGCAACUAGAACUUCUAUUGUGAAGGAGCCACAGGAUGUGGGUUGCCAAACUCAGAGCUGUCUCAGUGCAAAUACCCAUAUAAAGAAUGAACCCGUAAAUUUGAGAUGCCAGGCUCAGCGUAACACAAACUCCACCGGAUGCGGUACAUAUAGCGACCUAUUUGAAACGGCCUCAGCAGAGUCCUACACAUCAGCUGAAUGUUAUUACACUUCAUCGGCGGAAAGCACUAGUCCCUGUCCCUGUCAGCACUGUAAGUCACAACAGACCUGCACGGAACAGACGUUGAUAGUACCAAUGGAACCUCAAGUUCAGUCGCCCGUACGUCCACAGGAGCAUCCUUGCACAUCCAAACAUAUCCGCUUCGAUCCCUGCACCCAGGUUAAUAAUUGUCCUAACUUUGAGGAACCUCAUUUCUAUAGGACGAUACCUUUGGGACAAAAUCUAUAUCCGCGAGCUCAAGUCUCCAAGUCAAUAAGGAAGCCAACAUACGGGUUGGACGAAUCUCAAUUGUGAUCACGAAAUGCU